AUUGAUUGUUCAGUGAGAAACUAGGAAAACAAAAACAAGUUAAUCAAUGUGAGUUAAUACAUAAGUAAAUUAAAAACAAUUUAGAGAGGUAACAAAGCAAAGUAGCAAUUUAAAUAAAUAGCGAAGACAAUUUGGUUUACAGUUCAUUUCUUCUUAAACGUUUCAUGUUACAAUUUUACCUCUUAAUGUUUACUUGCUUGCUGGAUAAGCCAAUAAUUAUUACUACGCUGACUGAUUUGUAUUAUGGACUAUCGUUAUAAAUUAUAUCUAAAUCGUUUAUUGUCAUCAUGGGGUGAUCGAACUUGGGAAUUUGCAAUCGGACUAUAUUUGAUUAAAUUGUAUCCUUCAUCGUUAUUGUUAACUGCUAUCCAAGGAAUCCUCGCAUCAAGUGCUACUAUUAUUUUGGCUCCAAUAUUUGGUCGUUGGAUAACAAAAGCUUCAAGGAUUCAAGAAGUAAAAAUAUGUCUCAUCAUUCAGAAUGGUGCUGUGGUUAUCAGUUCAGCUUUUGUCGCUCUUUUCUUUCUCCAAGACCAGAUUGAGGACGAAUCAAUUAGAAAUGCUAUAGCAUUCGUAGCACCCAUCGUAUUGGUUGGAUUUUCUUUAAUCUCCCAAGUAACGAGCGCUGGCUAUACGCUUUGCCUGGAAAAAGAUUGGCUCGUGACGCUAGCUGAAGAUGAAAAGAGAUUAACAGAUCUAAAUGCCAUGUUAAGGCGAAUAGACUUAUCAUGUCAAACUGUUGCUCCUUUCCUGGUCGGUUUUCUGAUGCAAUUCUCAGAAUUAGCAUCUGCUGUGUUUUUCUUGGUCUGGAAUGCUUUCUCAGGAUUUGGCGAAUAUGCAGUUCUCAAAUCCCUUUACAAUCAAGGCAUUCCUGCUCUUUUGGAGCCCAAAAAAGAUAAGCCUGAUCUAAGCAACGAACUGAGCUUCUUUGACUUCGAUGCUUUGAAAAAAUAUUGGAAAUCCUUUUCUCUUCCUGGAGUAGCCUUUGGUUUAGUUUAUCUUUCAAUUUUGGGCUUUGAUUCAGUUACCGUUGGUUUCAUGACAAGUCAAGGUGUUGAGGAAGGACUCAUUGGAAUAGUAAGCUUAUUUGGAGCUAUUUUCGGUAUUCUGGGUACCCUGGUUUUCCAAUGGUCUGCAGCACGUAUUGGCCUUCGAUUAACUGGUCUUAUUGGAUACACAAUUGAUUUACUUGCUCUAUCAUUAUGUCUUGUAAUCGCUAUCAGUCCAAAUUGGUUCGGAUGGAACUGGGGUUCUAUGACUGCUCCAAUUAUUCUGUUCCUCAUUGGUAUCGCUGUUUCUCGUGCUGGUCUUUGGACUAUUGACUUGUCAGUUAACCAAUUGAUUCAAACACAAUCCACAAAACCGGCUUUAAUUGGCGGAGUACAAACCAGUGUAAAUAUUUUCGCUGAAUUGACCAAAUUCACUGUAGUUGCUUUUAUUCCUGCGUUGGAAAACUUUUGGAUCCUAAUUAUUGUAUCAUAUUUGUCAAUCACUUUGGGUGGCAUUUUGUUUGCCUUAUACACUUAUCGUUGUCGAGAUAUUACUCCACCAGAAGCUACAGCGCUCACGGAAAAGUCUAAAAUUGCUUAUGGAACUUUGACUGAGACAAAAUCUUGAUAUUUAUCUUGUAAAAGUCAUAGCCAUAAAAAUAUCAAUUGUUAAUUUCCUUAGAUAUCGAGAACGGGAAAUUAACACAAAAAAUAUUUUUCAUGAAUGGUUAAAACCAUAGCAAUAGCUGAAGCAUUUAAGUAACUAUAAUAAUGCCAUCACUUUAAAUGUUUGAUCGUCAAUAACGCCAUAUCUAUCUCAAGUAUUAAUUUUUUUAGAAGUUUCUCAAAACUUCAACGGGUCCUGUAUUUAACCUGAAUUUACUGUCAAUAUUUUAUCUAAAUUUUGUUAUAAUUUGUAUUUCUGUUUUGUGAAUAUAUCAAAGUUUAUUACGAGUGCCUUAAAUUAUAUCAAUUUUUUGUUGACAAGAAUUGAGAGUUUUAACUAUGUAAAAACACAAAGGUUGCGAAUAAAAG
This is a messenger RNA of Tetranychus urticae (two-spotted spider mite), 2021 nucleotides long. NCBI's taxonomy places the organism in Eukaryota, Metazoa, Arthropoda, Arachnida, Trombidiformes, Tetranychidae. The record is from RefSeq and is a predicted model, not a curated record.